AUUUAAAAAUCAUAAACGCUUUUGCUUACACAUUCGCGAGCAUGCUAAAAAGCGCUAAAAAGAUUCCCCUUCCCGCGUUUCAAAAGAGGGCGAUACUGGUUGGCCGCUUUACGAUGUUCUGAUUGGCUGCAGCUGCGCUACGCUCCCGCUGAUCACCGCCGAUUAUUACCGCCUUUUCCAUGAAAUACAGCGUCGGCAGUUUCGACUGAAGUGUUUCGGCGAUUUUGGCCACAAUGGCAAGUCGUUGACUGCGCAAUCCACCGCAGAGGUCAACCGGAAAGUUUGGUGGUAAGAUCGGUCCAAAAAUUCUCACGAAUCAGCCCUUCCGCUUGCCGCAAAUUUCAAAUCAAGAUCUUCCUGUGUUGCGUCUCACCAACUAGCCAAAUACACGGUUUUGAAAACGAAUUUCGCCCUGUUUCGCCCCUUUUUCCAACAAUCUGAUAUUUUGAAUCAUGGAUCAUUUGCCUAGAGAUUCGCCGCUGCUCGUCUCGCCGAAGCGAUUUGAAUCUGCUGCCGACGAAUUCGAGUUUAACGACGAAGAAUUCUUGCUCGAGAGCGAAUUUCUGAGCUUUGAGGACGUGGAGGCCGAUACUCCAUUGGAAGAGCGGCUGCUCGUCGACCAAGACCUGUAUCGUGAAAGGAGAAUGGAUAUGAAAACCUAUUCAAAACGCAAAUCAAGCCCUCAUGUUGUGAUUGAGCGGUGCAGCAAGGCAGAGAAAUUGGUCAUCGAUGAACGACGGACGGCAAACGAGCAGAAGUCUCCUUUGAAGGAAAUUACGCAGGUCACUCCAAGCAAAUGGAAAGACCCUGCGGUCGAGCCUUCCGAGAAGCAGAAACUUUCUGUUGAGCCACCCACGCAGGAUGAAAACAGUUCCGACAAAUCACCAACCAAGCAGGAUGGCCGGAAACGCCAUUUCUUGAGCCGGAACAAAACUGCCAAGGAGUCAGAGAAAAAUGAAGUAACAAGCACGCCCAAAAGGAGAGACUCUUGUGAGCCUGAGAAUUCGAAGAAGCCAAAAGUAGGAGAUUUGGAGAAGGAACUUUCGAUCUGCCCAUCUAGUAAAGCAAAUUAUCUAAUGAUCUCGGAGCUCCUCCAAACUGAAAUUAUUUCAGGUUGCUUAAGUGGUCGUAGCUCUCCUAUUGCUGGACUGAUUCCUACCCAAGUGACCGAAGAAGAGACCAUGGAGGUAGAGGUGGAAGUAACGCCAAAGAAGCCGUCACCAAAAAAGUCAAAAUCUCCCGCAAUAAAAGAGAAGAAGAAUUUUAGAAAAUCUCCGAUGAUGGUAGUAGAGCAAAUUGAAACAAGCAGACCUGAACUGCGAAGAAGCAAGAGAUCUUCUUUAAAACCUAGUCCUGCCCAGCAGAAGGAUUCGGACGUUCCAUCCACCCCACAGUCGGGACAAACAGAAUUGGCUGACGAGUUUUUGAUGCCCAGUUCCUCUAAAAAGAAUCUCCAACCAGUGCUAGAAGGGGAAACGCCAGCCAGAAUGAGAAGCACCAGAUACUCGCAGGCUUCCGAAGUCUCAAGUGUGAACUCAAGUUUACUCGACAGCACCCUUUUGGAUUCAACUGUUGACUUAGGCACUUCCAUUGAUGAUGACGAUGAUGAUGACGUGUCGUGGGAUGGUUAUUUUGUGGAAAUUCCUAACACGCCUGUUUGUAACGAUGAAUUGACGUCAACAGGCAUUGCGGAGGAAACCAAGCAAGAUGCAGAGAAGCAGGAUGAAGAGAGUAGCGAGAGCAAAUUCAAAGUUGCCCAAGCAGUUCUGGCCAAAAUAGGGAGCUGGCCUUACUGGCCUGCUUUCAUCAUACCCAUGGUGGGGCAGCAUAAGUUAAUAGAUGGCAAGAAAAUCGAGAAGUACCAUGUUGUGUUUUGCGGGGAGCGGCAAAGAGCUUGGGUGUUUCACAAAAAAAUAGUCCCCUUUUCGUCUUUGGAGGAGUUCACAAAUUUAAUCAACAUGAACAAGAAAACAAAUCCUUUCUUUGUUCCACCAAAAUUUGAGGAAAAGUGGCAGGAGGCAUUGGUGGAAUUGAUGGAGUUGAAAAAUCAAGGACCUUCCAUCAUAUUGGAUACUCUAGGCAUCAAGCCCAAAAUCACGCCCAAAGAGAAAGAAAUCUUAAAGGAGCACCUGAAGGCCCUGAAAAUUGCUGAAAGAGAAUUAAAACAAGUUGAACGUGAACAAACGAAGGAAGCACACAAGAUAGAGCGUGCCAGAUUGAUUGAGGUGAGGCGGCUGCAGAGACAAAAGGUCAAGGAGGAAUUGCAAAAGCUUCGAGAAGAGGCUCGUGGUGUUAUUUCCAGAAAAGCCUGCUUCCAGUGUCGAGACCAUGAAAAUAAAGAAUCAGUUAUGCACUGCACUAAGUGUGACAAUUUCUACCACACAUCUUGUCAGGGAGACAACAUUCCGAAGGACAGGAUGGAACCAUUUGUCUGUAACUUCUGCAAGACAGAUACCAUGCCAUGUCAUGUAUGCAACAAACACAGCGAGGGCCUUAUCCAGUGCAAAGCCAAGAAGUGUCAGAAGGUGUAUCACUUGGAGUGCUUGGGCUUGCACUGGCAGCAGGCCACAGUAUCCAACGGCCAGCUGAUCUCUUGUCCAGCCCAUUCGUGUCAUUCUUGUGUCCACCGUGACAUGUUGCAGUUCAAGAAGGUGAUUGAGCCUCGAGAAAAACUGGUCAGGUGCACCAUGUGCCCUGGAACCUACCACAAAGAUGAUGAAUGCAUCCCUGCUGCUGCUACAAAGAUUAAUAGUCACCAAAUUGUUUGUCCGCGGCACCUGGACCACCAAAACAAACCAAGGACUUACAAGUGUCAGGUGUGUGUUGAAUCUUUUACCCAAGAGGAGGCAAAGUCUUCAUCAGUUUGGAGCUGCAAAAUGUGUCCUUGUCUGUACCACUUCAAAUGUCUUGAUAAAGACGACGAGCAAACGAUGAUAAUGGAAGAUUUCGUCUGCUUUUACUGUCGAGACGGCUACUUCCCUAAGGGAGGUGACAUUGUGUGGGCCAAGUUAGGCAGCAGCCGUUGGUGGCCAGCAAAAGUAGUUGCACGCGGCCAAGAGCCUGAAAGACUUCUGACAGUGAAGCGCCCUAUAGGCCAGUUCGUGGUCCAGUUCUAUGGCACCAAUGACUACUCAUGGAUACCCCACAAAUCCACAUUCAUGUUCCAAAGUCGGGACGAUGUUGCGAUUUGCUCAAACUCGUCUGGUAAAGACCAGAAGUUUAUUAAAGGCAUAGAGGAGGCUAUGAAGGAUUUUGAUGAAAGGGACCUUUACUGGGACCAAAAAAUCUAUCUGCAUUUCAACAGUGGACUUGACAAAAAACCUCCUUCUUAUCGCCGCAUCAAGAAAAACAUUUAUGUGAAGCCAUGCAAACCAUUCAAAGAGGAUGACAUGAUGUAUGAGCCCUGCCAUUGCAAACCAGACGGUUCUGAUCCAUGUGGUGAGAAUUGUGACAACAGAGGUUUGCACAUGGAGUGCUUGAAGGAGUGCCCGACUGGCGAUUUGUGUCAAAAUAAGCGCAUUCAACUACACCAGGAUGCACCAACAGAGCUGAAAUUGAUGGGUGCCAAGGGCUGGGGUCUCACUGCUCAAGAAGAUCUCAAGAAAGGAACAUUUGUUGUCGAAUACGUAGGUGAAGUGGUUAACAAAGAAGAAUUCCAGAGACGGAAGAGAGGGUACAUAGAAAACAAAGAGAAACACUUCUACUUCCUGGAGCUUGGCGGCAACCAUUACAUUGAUGCAAAGUUUAAGGGAAAUCUCAGCAGGUUUAUCAAUCACAGUUGUGAACCUAAUUGUCAGUCCAGCCACUGGAAUGUCUUGGGUGAAAGGCGCGUGGGCCUUUUCACAUUGAGAGACGUCAGAGCAGGGGAAGAGCUGACUUUUAACUAUGGUUGGAAGCUGGACGGCACCAACACUCAGCAGUGCUUGUGCAACACCGAGAGCUGCAAGAAGUCAUUGGCAACAGACAAGGCCAAGAAGACAAUGGAAACUCAGCCAGCAGAGCAGAAGAAAAAAUCUAGAUCGUUGGCCAAAAAGGCGUCCAAUACAUCUGAUAAUGGUGAACUGACUGAUUCAUGUGAUGCUUGCUCUGAUUCCAAGGAACCAAAACAAAGCAAACACAGUUCCAAUAUGUGUCAGAAGUGCUACGAAAACGAAGAGUUUUAAUGAGAAUGGAAAAGAAGUCUUUAAAGAUGACUAGUACUUUUUAAGUAUUAUUUGAACAUUUCUUUGUCAAAAAUAGUUAGUGUUCGUUUGGAAAACAAAUAUGUUUUAUGAAUUUUAUUAUACAAAUCAUACAAAUUGAGACUUAUUUAGAUUUUAAAGCAUUGUAUGCAUUUUAGAUAAUUAACUUUGAAUGUCUCAGCUGAAAUCAUGAACGAAAUUUUUAAUAAAUUAUUUGAAAUUUAAGAAUAAA
This is a messenger RNA of Neocloeon triangulifer, 4413 nucleotides long. It is a transcript of the gene NSD, whose product is annotated as histone-lysine N-methyltransferase, H3 lysine-36 specific. Gene Ontology annotation, biological process: regulation of DNA-templated transcription. Bases 453 to 4163 code for a protein of 1236 amino acids. Gene Ontology annotation, molecular function: protein binding; histone H3K36 methyltransferase activity. Lineage: Eukaryota; Metazoa; Arthropoda; Insecta; Ephemeroptera; Baetidae. The record is from RefSeq and is a predicted model, not a curated record. Gene Ontology annotation, cellular component: nucleus; chromatin. The transcript is spliced from 13 exons.